AUGAAGCGCUUCGGCCAGAAGAUGCUCUCCCGCGGCAAGGAUGCCAAGGGAUCUAAGAAGAGUAAAGACGGCAAGGACGGCGCUGCUUCGCCCUCUGGACGAGACUCUUCCAAUCAGUCACCCGUGUUGACUCCCACUUCAUCAUCGACAACUCUCGUUGACAUCCGAAACAAGCCCUUGCCACCCAAUUCGUUAGACCACAACAAUGCCCCCGCGGCUCAGGCUGGCGUAGACCGAUUCGGCUCCGCCAGUCCCAACGGCUCCAGCGCGAGAGGGCCUCCUGCAGUUGUCAUCACCCCAACACCAGGCCAUAUCCCCCCACCUGGCGCUGCCGAGACUAUGCCCCAAGAUCUUCAGCCCCCGACGAAAUCUGGUCAGAAGCCACACCUCUUGCAUCGCGGUAUCGACAACCGCGAUGCUAUUCCCGAAGGCCUUCGAACACCAAAGCGCCAGCAUUCCUCUCGAUUCGAUAUCUCCGCUAACCGCGACCUGGAGAAGCUGCCUGGUUUCCAUGAGGUCCCGCCGAACCGACGCCAAGAUCUCUUCAUGCAAAAGAUUGAGCAAUGUAAUGUCAUUUUCGACUUCAAUGACGCCAGCGGCGACAUGAAAUCGAAAGAAAUCAAGAGACUUGCCUUGCACGAGUUGCUCGAUUAUGUGGCGAAUAACAGACAGGUCAUUACCGAACCCAUGUACCCCAAGGUAGUGGAGAUGUUCAGCAAGAAUCUCUUUCGUCCAAUUCCCCCGCCAAUUAACCCACAGGGAGAAGCUUUUGAUCCUGAGGAGGAUGAACCCGUUUUGGAGGUCGCCUGGCCACAUAUCCAGGUCGUUUAUGAAUUCUUCCUACGCUUCAUCGAGAGCCAGGAUUUCAACACCAACAUCGCCAAGGCGUAUAUUGACCACAGCUUCGUCUUGCAACUCCUAGACCUCUUUGAUUCUGAGGACCCCAGAGAAAGAGACUUCUUGAAGACAACCCUUCAUCGAAUCUACGGCAAGUUCCUCAACUUGCGUUCAUUCAUCCGACGAUCUAUCAACAACGUCUUCUUCCAAUUCACUUAUGAAACGGAGAGAUUCAACGGUAUCGCUGAGCUUCUUGAGAUUCUCGGCUCCAUUAUCAAUGGCUUUGCUCUCCCCUUGAAGGAAGAACACAAAAUCUUCCUCACCCGUGUUCUGCUACCAUUGCACAAGCCCAAGAGUCUGAGCAUGUACCACCCACAACUUGCGUACUGUAUUGUCCAGUUUCUUGAAAAGGACGCGUCCCUAACCGAAGAUGUUGUUCUGGGUCUGCUCAGAUAUUGGCCCAAGGUUAAUAGCACCAAGGAAGUUAUGUUCCUCAACGAAGUAGAGGACAUUUUCGAGGUUAUGGACCCUGCGGAAUUCGCCAAGGUGCAGGAGCCUCUCUUCCACCAGCUUGCCAAGUCGGUAGCUAGCCCUCACUUCCAGGUUGCUGAACGAGCGCUGUACUUUUGGAACAACGAAUACUUUUGCAACCUCGUCAGCGAUAACGUGGAAAUCAUCCUCCCAAUCAUGUUUGCCCCUCUGUACGAGAACUCCAAGGGCCACUGGAACAGGACCAUCCAUGGCAUGGUUUAUAACGCUAUGAAACUGUUCAUGGAGAUUAACCCCCAGCUUUUCGACGACUGUUCCCACGAAUACACUGAGCAGCAGAACACUGCUGCUGAGCGUGAAGCAAUUCGCGAGCAAAAAUGGGCAGUACUUGGCGAGCAGGCCAAGGAGCGUCGUGCGUCGAUGACAGAGGCUGAUAACGCCGCUCGCCCUCAAGUCAACCCCCUCCCACGUCUCGAAGAAAUCGACCCUUCCGCAGAUGACAACCAGAAGCGUUUGGAUUCUCUUCGCUUACAAGAUGCUGCCGGCCGCAAGUCCGGGGGCCAUGAAAGGCAGGCUUCAACAUCCUCUGUCAAAAGCCGUUGA
Messenger RNA from [Torrubiella] hemipterigena, 1929 nucleotides. NCBI's taxonomy places the organism in Eukaryota, Fungi, Ascomycota, Sordariomycetes, Hypocreales, Clavicipitaceae. The record is from the annotation of a GenBank genome assembly.